CAUCUGCCUUCAGUUCCAGGGUCUCCCUCCGCUGCUGUAGUAACCCGGGUCCGGGGCCUCGGUGGUGCUCCUGAUGCCCCUCACCCACCCCUGAAGAUCCCAGGUGGGCGAGGGAAUAGUCAGAGGGAUCACAAUCUUUCAGCUAACUUAUUCUACUCCGAUGAUCGGCUGAAUGUAACAGAGGAACUAACGUCCAACGACAAGACGAGGAUUCUCAACGUCCAGUCCAGGCUCACAGACGCCAAACGCAUUAACUGGCGAACAGUGCUGAGUGGAGGCAGCCUCUACAUCGAGAUCCCGGGCGGCGCGCUGCCUGAGGGGAGCAAGGACAGCUUUGCAGUUCUCCUGGAAUUUGCUGAGGAGCAGCUGCGAGCCGACCAUGUCUUCAUUUGCUUCCACAAGAACCGCGAGGACAGAGCCGCCUUGCUCCGAACCUUCAGCUUUUUGGGCUUUGAGAUUGUGAGACCGGGGCAUCCCCUUGUCCCCAAGAGACCCGACGCUUGCUUCAUGGCCUACACGUUCGAGAGAGAGUCUUCGGGAGAGGAGGAGGAGUAGGGCCGCCUGGGCGCUGGGCAUCCGGCCUCUGGGGCCACCCCUUGUCAGCCGGUUGGGUGGAAACCGUAGACUCGCUCAUCUCGCCUGGGUUUGUCCGCAUGUUGUAAUUGUGCAAAUAAAUGCUCACUCCAAAUUAGCGUAUAUUUCUUGAAGUUUAAUAUUGUGUUUGUGAUACUGAAGUAUUUGCUUUAAUUCUAAAUAAAAAUUUAUAUUUUACUUUUUUAUUGCUGGUUUAAGAUGAUUCAGAUUAUCCUUGUACUUUGAGGAGAAGUUUCUUAUUUGGAGUCUUUUGGAAACAGUCUUAGUCUUUUAACUUGGAAAGAUUAGGUAUUAAUCCCCUCUAUUGCUCUCCAAAAACCAAUAAAGUGAUUACACCCGA
Molecule: messenger RNA, 934 nt
Organism: Mandrillus leucophaeus (drill)
Lineage: Eukaryota; Metazoa; Chordata; Mammalia; Primates; Cercopithecidae
Gene: OAZ1
Product: ornithine decarboxylase antizyme 1
Exons: 4
Biological process (GO): positive regulation of protein catabolic process
Cellular component (GO): nucleus; cytoplasm
Molecular function (GO): ornithine decarboxylase inhibitor activity
Source: RefSeq, a predicted model, not a curated record